UGAAGGCCAACUCAUGAACUUGUUAUGUUUGCUUUUUUCAUUUGGACUUGGGAAUUUCCCUUUGCCUUUUUUCCCCUUGCAGCAUUUCUCUGCUUCCCUUUAAAUAAUGAAUAUGGCAGAUUCUCCAAUCAUCUCCUCCACUCUGUAGGAAACACACAUUAUUGCCCCCAACAACCAAAUCCUUUUCACUAUAUAGCCUCCUAGCUACUCACUUCCCUUCAAUAUAUAUCACUUCUAAAUACCAUAAUAUAUAUUCAUCACCUUUUCUUCUCUUCUAACUUAUUACCAUCUUUGUUUUUUUUUCCUUUGAAUCUUCAUGAUGAGUCAUUCUUCAUCUACAACUUCUGUGAAUGGCUUCUACAACUUCCUAACUAGAGGACUUGACAAUCUUGAUCACUUGUUUCUAUCUCAAAACUUCAUGUCUUUCCAUUUUCUUCAACAUGUUUUGUCAUGUCUAAGGUCUUUUCAUUCCCAAUUGACAUUACUUGUCCAAAAGUUGCAUUUGCCUGUUGGAGAGAAAUGGCUUGAUGAGUACAUGGAUGAAAGUUCAAGGCUUUGGGAAGCUUGUCAUGUUCUCAAAUCAGCAAUCUCCAGCAUGGAGAACUAUUACACUGCUGGUGUCAAUUUUGCUUCUUCUCUUGAUGAUCACCACAUUUUAAAUCCCCUGCUUUCCCGCCAGGUUAUUCGAGCAAUAAAUCGUUGUCAGAGAGAAAUAGUAGUACUUGAAGAAGAAAACAAGAGCCUAAUGGAAACAAGAAUGCAGGAUAUAUCAUUAAGGUUCGACGAAGAUGUUCUGAUAGGAUCAAAAUUCAAUGGAUUCAGUGGCUUCAGAGGAGUGCUUUAUGCAAUGAAGAAUGUCAGCUCAUUGCUUUUGGUCAUUCUGUUGACUGGAUUAGUAUAUUGUUGGCCACAAACAAGUUUUUACCGGAGUGGUGGUCAUGAGGGGAACAUGGUUUUUGGUUCAUCUUUUAUAGUUUCAACUUCGAGAUUGCAUCAGAGAGUAGCAGCUGAGGUGAAUCAGGCCGAAGGACAACUGCCCGGGAUCCUACUCUUCGAGUAUCGUAGAGCAAGAGUAGCCAUGGCUGAGCUGAAAAUUGAACUAGAAAGAGCCAAAGAAUGUGGAUUAGUACUAUCACAAGUUGACAUCCAUGAUAAGAUUGAAAAUUUGAAAGAUUGCUUUGGAAUGUUGAAAUGUGGGGCAGAAAGCAUCAUUGGCCAACUUGAUGACUUCUUUGAUGAAAUAGUAGAAGGAAGAAAGAAACUUUUGGACUUAUGCACUCAUAGGUAAAACACACAAAGGGAGAAGAAAUAUGUGUCAGCAAGUGCAACCAUAGCCUUAGGAGAUGGUAGAAUUGUAACAAUAACUUAGUAUGAUAGUCCUUUUUUCUUUUUGGUUUUUAGAUCCUAAAAAUUUCAUCUUUUUAUUUUCCUAUUUUGCAGCUAAGUUUAGUCUUGAAAACUUAAGGAGGAAGUUUUCUUUGUCAAGUACUGCAUGAAUAUUAUUAUCCUCAAGGAAAAAAAAAAAACAGAAUGUGAUUCUUCCUUUGAAUAAAAGUAACAUUACUAAACAAGAAGAAUAUGUUGGAUAAAGAUAGCUUCCAAAGAAAAAAUGAAAAAAAUUAUAGUAAUUCAAAUAAAAAUUCACUCAAAGUGUAGAUUCUUCCUC
This is a messenger RNA of Capsicum annuum, 1666 nucleotides long. RefSeq lists its product as uncharacterized. The transcript has 2 exons. The coding region runs from base 317 to 1288 and encodes 323 amino acids. The record is from RefSeq and is a predicted model, not a curated record. NCBI's taxonomy places the organism in Eukaryota, Viridiplantae, Streptophyta, Magnoliopsida, Solanales, Solanaceae.